AUGGCUGUCCUCCGCAAGGAUAGCAAAAGCGAACAACCUGUCCGCCAGACGAUUGACCUCUCUCCGGCAGAGAUGGCUAUGCGCAAGUGCCAAUUGAUCGGCAAGACUCUGGAAACCCUCAAAGCUGUCAUCUUGAUCGGUGACCCCUAUCCUUCCCCCAACGGUGAUCUCCCAAUCAACAACGAAGGUGCCAAUUACCUGGUCCGCUCCCUCUUAAGUCGACUCCACGAUGCUGGCUACCCAAUUACGCAGCUGGAGACAAACUACCGAUGCCACUCCACUAUCUUGGAGUUGUUUAAUGAGAUACUUUACGCAAAGUCGCUUGCACUGGGAUCGCGUAACGAUGAUUUGGAGCGUGGCCUCGCAGGAGUCCGGCGAAUGUUCAUUAGUGUGCCCGGCUUAGCGGAGAAGACUGAGGGUGAAACCUCCUGGGUGAAUUAUGCCCAGGUUCGAACUUUGGUCGAUACUCUGAGAAGCCUUUACCGCUUCCGAGCCCCGUCAGGCGACCAAGUGCAAGGGCAAGACGUCAUUAUCAUCACGCCGUAUCGUGCGCAGCGGAAUCUAGUAAAAUGUGUCCUGGACAACGAGCAGCUUGCCCACCAAGAUGUUCUCACCGUCGACGCUGCGCAAGGCCGAGAAGCCCCUGUUGUCCCGGGCCCGGAGGGACAGCCUGUCGCUACUUCCAGACUGCCGGCACGUUCGACCGCAACAACAAGGCCCGAAAACGGCAGGAGGUGCAUAUGCUCCCGCCUCGCCCCCCCAGCACCUUUGCCACACCGCAGCCAAAUCCAGCGCGGUCAACUCCCCGCACCAGCGGAUCCCGAGGAAGAGAGAUUGCUCCUACACAUGGCGGAAUUGCAGGUAGAUAUCCAUGCCCAAGAGAAUCGAGCGGCGAUUGCAUCACGCGACAGAAGCCAAGCCGAGUUGGAAGCUGUACAGCUUCGGUUGGAUAGCUACCGUCGGGAACGAGAGAGGAGAAAUGAUCGGGAACGGUCACGCAGUCCGCGUAAGAAACGCUGA
Penicillium verrucosum is the source of this 1020-nucleotide messenger RNA. RefSeq names its product P-loop containing nucleoside triphosphate hydrolase protein. The coding region runs from base 1 to 1020 and encodes 339 amino acids. The record is from RefSeq and is a predicted model, not a curated record. The transcript has 4 exons. NCBI's taxonomy places the organism in Eukaryota, Fungi, Ascomycota, Eurotiomycetes, Eurotiales, Aspergillaceae. Gene Ontology annotation, molecular function: 5'-3' DNA helicase activity.